This is a messenger RNA of Conger conger (European conger), 951 nucleotides long. Its product is annotated as olfactory receptor 52K2-like. NCBI's taxonomy places the organism in Eukaryota, Metazoa, Chordata, Actinopteri, Anguilliformes, Congridae. Gene Ontology annotation, biological process: G protein-coupled receptor signaling pathway. The record is from RefSeq and is a predicted model, not a curated record. Gene Ontology annotation, molecular function: olfactory receptor activity; G protein-coupled receptor activity. Gene Ontology annotation, cellular component: membrane. Bases 1 to 951 code for a protein of 316 amino acids. The transcript has a single exon.
AUGGAUAAUGUAUCAGCAGUGACAUCCUUCAUAUUGACAGCAUUCACUGAACUGGAAGAUCAAAGAUAUUUAUACUUUGUAUUUUUACUCAUGUUGUACCUUCUGAUAUUAUUGGUUAAUUUGGUUUUGAUUGUAAUAAUAUGCAUUGAGAGGGGACUGCAUGAGCCCAUGUAUUUGUUUAUAUGUAACUUAGCAGUGAACGGAGUGUAUGGUAGUACAUCUUUAUUACCAUCUAUGCUUGGCCAUUUGUUAUCUGAUCAUUUUGAAAUAUCUCUGACCCUUUGUCUAGUACAGAUCUUUAGUUUACACACAUAUGGUACAAUUGAAUUAUGUAUUUUAGCAGUGAUGAGUUAUGACCGCUAUAUUGCAAUUUGUCAUCCAUUACACUAUCAUCAAAUACUGUCUCAUAGAAAAGUGUGCUUUCUGAUUGCAUUGUCUUGGUUUUAUGCCUUUCUUGUUUUUGGGCUCUAUUUCAUAUUAACUGUAUUGCGUACAUUUUGUGAUGCAAUUAUAGAAAAAUUGUAUUGUGCCAAUUUUGCAUUAGUCAGACUUUCUUGUCUUGAUACAUCUUUUCAGAGCAUAGUUGGACUCGCAGCGAUUGGAUUAUUACUUGUUCCACAGCUCCUCAUGAUAGUAUUUUCAUAUGCGCAAAUACUCAGAAUUUGCCUGCUUGCUUCUAAGGAAUCUCAGGCCAAAGCUAUUCAAACAUGUACCCCUCACUUACUGGCUGUGAUUAACUAUGCAAUAGGAUGUUUUUUUGAAAUCAUUCAGAGUCGUUUUAACAUGAGUCAUGUUCCACAUAAAGCUCGCAUAUUCAUGUCCCUUUACUUUCUGAUAUUUCCACCAUUGUUUAAUCCUGUCAUUUAUGGAAUUAGCAUUCAGUCCAUCAGGGUUCAGAUUUUCAAACUGUUCUGUCCCAGGAAAAACAAGUUAACUCCAAGUGGAUGCUGA